Messenger RNA from Danaus plexippus (monarch butterfly), 1423 nucleotides. RefSeq lists its product as uncharacterized. The coding region runs from base 106 to 813 and encodes 235 amino acids. The record is from RefSeq and is a predicted model, not a curated record. The transcript is spliced from 4 exons. NCBI's taxonomy places the organism in Eukaryota, Metazoa, Arthropoda, Insecta, Lepidoptera, Nymphalidae. Gene Ontology annotation, cellular component: nucleus.
UCGGGUGAUUUCGUGAGAAUGCCGUGUAGCAUCUAGCGCGUAGGUAUAUUAUUGUGUGGCUUUGUUUCCUUGUGUAGCUGGCGGAAUUUACUUGUCCUAAGAAAAAUGGCAGAUGUUAGUAAAGAAGAUCUUGAAAGGGAAAUCGAAAAGAUCCUUAAAAAUGCUAACCUCGCAAACACAUCCACGAAAAAGGUCAUACAAAAGUUGGAGAAAGUGUUUGACACAGAUUUGUCAGAGAAGAAGAAGGUUAUUGACCAACUGGUGAUGGACUAUGUGAACAGUAAGAACUCUGAAGAUGAAUACGAUGAAGAGGAUGAUGAUGAGGAAGAAGAAGAAGAAAAAAAGCCUGCAAAGCGUAGUGCGCCUGCUAGCAAGGCCAGUAACAAGAAAUCACGAAAAGAUAGUUCCGAUGAAGACGAUGAUGCUUCAGGAGACAGCGAGUCAGAGGAAGAGAAGAAACCAGCUCCUAAGAAGGGUAAGAAGAAGAAGGGAUCCUCAGAUUCAGACAGUGAUUGGGGCAAGAAGAAAGAAAAGGCAGCCAAACCGAAAAAGGGUGGUGGGCGGAAAGGCGGAGGAUACACCAGAGCUUACAAGUUGUCUCCGGCCCUAUCAGAACUCAUGGGGGAAACGGAAAUGCCACGACAUGAAGUGGUCAAACGUGUUUGGACCAUCAUCAAAGAGAAGAAUCUGUAUGAUCCCAAUAACAAACAGUUUGCUAUCUGUGACGACGCUCUGUACAAAGUGAUAGGAACCAAACGUUUCCGAACCUUUGGCAUGAUGAAGUAUCUCAAAACGCAUUUCCUCGAUGACUAACUUAUUAUCUAUAUAGUUAAAGCCAAGCACUCCUCUGUUAACUACAUAUAUUUUUCUAAAUACAUUUGACAUUUCAUUUCUUACAUCCGAUAUGUUUGUGUGUUCAUUCAAAUAAGAUUUAUUAUAUGCUUGCAUAUGUAUUAUUGAUAGAUAUUUUAAAUGUAAGUAUGAAUGUCCAGUUUCAGGAACAUCUACUAUAGGUUAAGUCGGUCACUAGUCGAGCGACUGUUAGGUGUUUGUGAAACUCGAUACCUUCUGUUAAGAUAUGCUAAGAUAUGUAAUCUUUAACACUUGUUCAGAGCUUUUAACUUGGGAUUCAUUAAGUUGGUUCACAUUAUGAUGAAUUUAAUAAUGAAAUUGACGAAUAACAAAUUUAUAGUGAAUUAAACCUGAUUUUUUGUUACUUUUCAAAUGAUCUCUGAUUGUUAUUUUAUGUUAAGCUAUAACAAUACUUUUGUAUGCGGAAUUAAGUGUUAAUUAUUAUGGAAUGUAUAGAGUUAUAUUGUCCUAGUGUAUGCAUGAAAGGCAAUAAUCUAGUUCGCUAGAUUCAAAGGUUGUAAGUUUGUCCCAGAGGGAUAUUUCUAUGAUAAUAAAGACUUAACUACAUAAA